Homalodisca vitripennis (glassy-winged sharpshooter) is the source of this 1127-nucleotide messenger RNA. Its product is annotated as inositol monophosphatase 1-like. The record is from RefSeq and is a predicted model, not a curated record. The transcript has 6 exons. Lineage: Eukaryota; Metazoa; Arthropoda; Insecta; Hemiptera; Cicadellidae. Bases 14 to 1003 code for a protein of 329 amino acids. Gene Ontology annotation, biological process: inositol metabolic process; phosphatidylinositol phosphate biosynthetic process; signal transduction. Gene Ontology annotation, molecular function: inositol monophosphate 1-phosphatase activity.
GGUAGUACAGUAGAUGCCAGUGAGUGUAAGGAACAAGAACAAAUGUAGUGGUAGGGAGGAGGAGAGGUUGAGACAGCAAGAGGUGGGGAGACAUGGGUGGACACCUGCCCCCCCCCCUCAUUCUCUCACUAUUCCACUCUCAGUCUCAGUCAGUAUUGGUCUGUUACAGUUACUAGCCACAGACAACAAUAAGAUGUGUGAUGUUGAACACUGUUAUUCUGUAGUUCUAGAGAUUGUCAAAUCUGCUGGAACAGUAUUAGCUGAAGGAUUUAAGAAAACAAAAAAAGUUACCACAAAAACAUCAAGCUCUGAUUUAGUUACUGAAUAUGACAAAAGAAUAGAAUCAUUAAUAAUUGAUGAAAUCUUAAAAACAUUUCCAACACACAAAUUUAUUGGUGAGGAGACGGCAAGUGCUGAAGGUCUCACGAAUGACCCGACAUGGAUGAUUGACCCCAUUGACGGGACCAACAAUUUUGUCCAUGGAGAUGAAAACUGUGUUAUAUCAAUUGCUCUGGCAGUAAAUCAAGUAUUGGAAAUUGGGAUAGUUUACAGCCCUAUCAAAGACCAACUAUUUUCUGCAAAGAAGGGGAAUGGCUCAUGGCUGAACGGAAAACCUAUCCAUGUCUCUGAUGUAACAGAUAUCAAACAGUCACUCCUUGGAUUUGAAGUAUCAUUAGCAGGUAUACCAAAAAUUAAAGAAACAGUACUCAAAAGAUUAGCAGCCAUUGUAUCUCAAGCACAUGGGGUACGGGCAAUUGGAACAUGUGCUUUGUCUCUGUGUUACGUUGCCCAAGGCGCCUGGGAUGCCUAUCAAGUGGACUACCUUUAUUGUUGGGAUUAUGCUGCUGGAGCUCUCAUUGUACAAGAGGCUGGGGGCACUGUUAUCAGCACUGAUGGUAGUCCAUUUGAAAUAAUGAAACGCCGAAUUAUAGCUGCAAGCUCGAAACAAUUGGCAGAUCAGUUGGUUACAGUGCUGAAACAGGCAGACUCAAACUUGAUAUAAUUCAACACAUCUUGGUUAAUGGAAAAAUGUUCCCCACAAAACUUGCAUUGCAGUAAUACAUUUUUUUAACAGUAAAAAUCAAGAAUUAUUAAAAGUUUUCAAUAAAAUUGUAUAGUAUUUCAAA